AUGCGUUUCGCUCUCGCUGCCGUUGCCCUCGCUGGCGCCGUCAUGGCCACCGAUGAUGCUACCAGCACCGUCUACUCCACUGAGUACUACACCGUCACGUCCUGUGCCGCUGAGGUCGGCACUAACUGCCCUGCCAGCACCGCUACGGCCUCUUUCCCCCCGUCGGGCUCCGUCAUCCCCCCGGUCUCGACCCUGACCACUGAGUCCGCCGCCCCGGCCUGCCCCACCACCUCGGUCAAGACCAUCAAGACCUCGAUCACCACCGUCAUCCCCACCAUCAUCUACGAGACUGUGGACAUCCCCUGCGCCACCGAGACCCCCACCGUCACCCCCUCGGGCUCUCCCACUGGCGCCAACCCCGGCGGCCCCAUCGAGACUGCCGGCGCUGCCACCUACGGCGCUUCGGCUCUCUUCGCCGCUGCCGCCGGCCUCUUCGCCCUCAUGGCUUAA
Dichotomopilus funicola is the source of this 450-nucleotide messenger RNA. RefSeq lists its product as uncharacterized. The transcript has a single exon. The record is from RefSeq and is a predicted model, not a curated record. Bases 1 to 450 code for a protein of 149 amino acids. Lineage: Eukaryota; Fungi; Ascomycota; Sordariomycetes; Sordariales; Chaetomiaceae.